Molecule: messenger RNA, 1573 nt
Organism: Botrytis byssoidea
Lineage: Eukaryota; Fungi; Ascomycota; Leotiomycetes; Helotiales; Sclerotiniaceae
Exons: 4
Coding region: 260-1501 (413 amino acids)
Cellular component (GO): cytoplasm
Molecular function (GO): ATP hydrolysis activity; ATP binding; GTP binding
Source: RefSeq, a predicted model, not a curated record
AAUAUUUUUCGAGUAAUUCAAUUCGUCCCUUCACCUCCAUACAAAUUUCUAUUUUCGCGGUCCGCACAAGGCUGGCUGCAUUCAUCCCACCAUCACGACGUCUCUCUCACCUCUUCAACGUAUCUCUCUUUCUUAUCAACCCACUUUGUUCACCACAGCAGCAAGUUCUGCUUUUAUAAACAAAUACAACAAGAGCCUACUUAACUGUACGGUUCUAUUCAUAAAUCAAAAGAGGUCUUACGCAAAAAAGAAGAGCAGAAUGCCUCCCAAGAAAGUCGUCGAAGAGAAGAAGGCGUUACUGGGUAGACCUGGUAACAACUUGAAGAGUGGAAUUGUCGGUCUUGCAAAUGUCGGCAAGUCAACGCUCUUUCAAGCUAUUACCAAGUGCUCCCUUGGUAACCCCGCAGUAAGUCUCAGAGCCCCGAGUCGAUCAUAUGUAUCAACGUUAACAAUAUCAACAAACUUUCCUUUCGCAACCAUCGAUCCUGAAGAAUCUCGAGUUAUCGUUCCUGAUGACAGAUACGACUGGCUUUGCGAAAAGUACAACCCUAAGUCCAGAGUGCCAGCACAUCUUACAAUUUACGACAUCGCCGGUUUGACUCGAGGUGCAUCUAAGGGUGAAGGUCUUGGAAACGCAUUUUUGUCGCAUAUUCGUGCUGUCGAUGCCAUCUUUCAAGUCGUCCGUUGUUUCGAUGAUGCCGAGAUUAUCCACAUUGAGGGAGAUGUUGAUCCUGUCCGCGAUUUGACUAUCAUCAGUGAUGAGCUCCGUAUCAAGGAUAUCGAGUUCGUUGAGAAGGCACUCGAAGCUCAGAAGAAAUUGACUAGAAGGGGUGGUCAAUCACUUGAGAUGAAAAAGCUCAGAGAGGAGGAAGCCACUAUCGAAAAGGUUUUGGCUAUGCUCAACGAUGGAAAGGAUGUCCGAAAGGGUAACUGGUCACCGAAAGAGAUCGAGUGUAUCAACCCUCUCUUCCUUUUGACUGCCAAGCCAGUCGUUUACCUCAUUAAUUUGAGCGAGAAGGACUACAUCAGAAAGAAGAACAAGCAUUUGGCAAAGGUUAUGGAAUGGAUCAAGGAACACGCAGCCGGUGAUCCAAUCAUGCCAAUCUCCAUCUGCCUUGAGGAGAGAUUAACUCAAUUUGCGACUGAAGAAGAAGCCAAGGAAGAACUCAAGACCUUGGGUGUUGAAUCUGCUUUACCUAAGAUUAUCACCGCCAUGAGAAAGGUUUUGGACCUCGGAAGUUUCUUCACUACAGGUACAGAUGAAGUCCGUCAAUGGACUAUCAGAAAUGGUACCAAAGCACCACAAGCUGCAGGUGUCAUUCACGGUGACUUCGAAAAGACCUUCAUUCAAGCUAUCGUAUACAACUUUAAUGUGCUCAAGGAAUUCAAUGGAGAUGAAGCUGAGAUCAAGGCUAAGGGAAAGGUCAUGACUAAGGGCAAAGAUUACGUUGUUGAAGACGGAGAUAUCUUGUUGAUCAAGGCCGGUGCCGCAAAGGGCUAGAUAUACUAUAUCAAAAUACCAAUUCAAUGAAGUUAUGCCAGUUUUUCAGUCCUGCCUUCUUUAUUGCCAGCA